Aspergillus ibericus CBS 121593 is the source of this 267-nucleotide messenger RNA. RefSeq lists its product as uncharacterized. The coding region runs from base 1 to 267 and encodes 88 amino acids. The transcript has 4 exons. Lineage: Eukaryota; Fungi; Ascomycota; Eurotiomycetes; Eurotiales; Aspergillaceae. The record is from RefSeq and is a predicted model, not a curated record.
AUGAGCUCUGGACAAUACUACAACGGCCCUCCUCCCCCGCCCCAGGCGUACCCUCCCCAGGGCUAUCCGCCUCCGCAGGGUGGCUAUCCUCCCCAGGGAUACCCCCAACAGCCCUACCCUCCGAUGCAAUACCAGCAGCAGCCUCCUCCCCAGCAGAAGGACCGCGGAUGUCUCGGUGCCUGCCUAGCCACCCUCUGCUGUUGCUUCCUGUGCGAGGAAUCUUGCGAGUGCUGCUUCGAGUGCAUCGAGUGCUGUGAAAUGUGUUAA